AUGUCAAACCACAAGGUUUCUCAUAACUCAGGUAUUGAUACAGGCAACUUCCCUGGCCGUAGGCGCGCUGGAUUCGCUGCACGCAAAUACCUCAAAUUGGAGCCGAGCCUCACGUUUCGACAGGUCCCACAUCAUCCAGAAUUUCCCUUGCCUCCAGAACAACACACGGUGGAGCUCGCUCAGUUCCUCAAGGCUGUGUUGAAAGAAGCUGUGAGCGUUGACUUUGACAACGAUUUCGCAGCGAAAGCACCGUGGAAUGACAAUGCAGUCAUCAUGAUGCCUCUCCCCAGUGGAUCAGAAAAGAGCACAACAAUUCGCGUCGAGAAGAAGCUCAUGAAUGAGGACAAAGAUCAGUGGCUCGUUCGAAGGUCAACUCAUAGCGAACUCGAUGUUGAUUUCACCGAGUUGGAUGAACUGCUCAGGGUUGAGCAUAGCCGGAACGAGAUGGCCUAUUCUCCCAGUGUGUUUGAUGCAAACAUGCUUCUGACCUGGGAUUCGGGGGCUUUGACGGAAGCCGCAAGUACAUUCAAGGAGGAGCUGGUAGUCAGAAACGUAAAGAUGGACAUCUUCCAGAUAUUUCACACUAUGCAUAGACUCUUCAGUGGUCUUGACCGUCAGCGAGACCGCGUUUAUCAUGUACUUGUCAUUUCAGCCAAAGUCCCAUACAACACGGAGGACCAUUGGAACCGUAGCCAAUCCUAUAUCAUCCAGCUUCCUAUCGACAUUGCCUCCUUCAGACACAUCGAGAGCAUGACGAAGAGAAGCCACAUGUCGAAGGGACAUUACUGUUUUGACACAGAUGUCAAGACGGUAGCCCUACUACCGGACAAGGUACAACUGAGCAAGGUUGGAUUGGAACUUGUCGAAGGCGCCUACGUUUCUAUGGAGCGGCUACGCAGGCCAACGGAUCCGCAAUCUUGGCACAACCAGUGGGAUAAGAUGAUGAGAGCCGAUGAUAAAUACUCCUCAGGUGUCAGUCGUGCUGGCACGAGAUCCUUUCUCACCAGGCUCAUUGGCGCGGAAGAUGUGUACUGCGUUUUCCGGCACAUUGCGCAGCAGAGACAGGCCGAGCUGGAAAGUACAAGACAUCGCCUGGGUGGACACUAG
Molecule: messenger RNA, 1107 nt
Organism: Dothidotthia symphoricarpi CBS 119687
Lineage: Eukaryota; Fungi; Ascomycota; Dothideomycetes; Pleosporales; Dothidotthiaceae
Exons: 2
Coding region: 1-1107 (368 amino acids)
Source: RefSeq, a predicted model, not a curated record